CGGUGGGUCAGGAGCUCCAAACGCUCUCGCUUUCCCUCUUCCCAGGAAGCCUUGAGGAGAAAGGUUUGGUAGACCCACUUCAUCCAGGUCAUGGAAUCAUCAUCAAAAGGUUUGCUUACCCAAGUGACUCAACUCUGGAACCUCCUAGAUGACCUGGCUGAAAGUGACCCUGAACGUUAUGAGAAGUUCAUUCAACAGCAGCUGAAGGAAGGAGAGAAACACUGUGCUGGACCUGAGCCACAGCUCUGUUUGCAGGCCAAGAUCUUGAAACCAGAAGAAAAAAUAUUAUUCAUCAACCUGUGUCAGUGGACAAGUAUCCCAGCACCUCAGUCAAAAGCAGAGCCUGUACCUUUGAGUGUUGGUAAACCAGAAGAUGUAUCUGAGACAUCAGAAUCAUACGCAGUUAUUGAUGUUGCCUACAACCCUGCUGUUCUCAAGGCAGCCAAAGAUAACGAAAUGGAAAUGGAUCAGCUGAUUCACCUGACAAUGAAAUGCAUUGAGGAUCGAUAUCAAUUUACUCUUUCUCAUUCCUAUCACAUCACAAAAACCAGGAAGAAAGGAAGCUUCCAAAGGAUGAAAAAGAAUUUGACGGGAAUCCAAACUGACUCAACAGAUUUAAGUGAGAAAAUGAAGAAAGAACUAACUCUUGAGCAGUUGAGAAACUGUAGUAUGAAUAACCAAGAUGACAUUCCACAACUUUUACUGCCAAAGAACCAUAUUCCAAGGAAACAAGGGUGUCUAAUUGAGGAAAUUUCCAGUAGUGAGCUCCAAGUUGAGCUGAAGACUCCAAAUUAUAAGCUGACAAUUGUGAAGGAUCAGAAUGGGAGAUCACUGAGAAUUGAGAUGAAAGUUGAACUUCCUGGUCUUAUUUCCACCUGUGACUGUGACCUUAGUGUUUCUAAGGAUGACUUAGUGAUUGAGGUCCCUGAGAAGUACCGAUUGCAGGUGGAUCUUCCAGAAUUGGUUAAUACUGAAACAACUACAGCCAAAUUUGUCACAGGGAAAGCUACUUUAAUCAUCAGCAUGCCAGUACUGCAGUAAAAGAGCAGCAUGUUAGGCUUUUAUUGUUCUACCACUGAGCUCCUGUGAAGGCAUUAAAGGCUUUUGCAUCACAGGUAAGAAGUGGGUGAUAUUAAAUACUAAUUUCAGAUUUCUUAAGUUCUUACAGCAUUUGCAUGUCUUCAGAUUUUGCCCUAUUUCCUCUAUUCUGUUGUCCCUUUUCCCACAUAUGGCCUUGCCUUUAUCUU
This is a messenger RNA of Trichosurus vulpecula (common brushtail), 1247 nucleotides long. RefSeq names its product PIH1 domain containing 2 (gene PIH1D2). The record is from RefSeq and is a predicted model, not a curated record. Gene Ontology annotation, biological process: box C/D snoRNP assembly; rRNA processing. The transcript is spliced from 6 exons. NCBI's taxonomy places the organism in Eukaryota, Metazoa, Chordata, Mammalia, Diprotodontia, Phalangeridae. Gene Ontology annotation, cellular component: ribonucleoprotein complex; R2TP complex; cytoplasm. The coding region runs from base 91 to 1041 and encodes 316 amino acids.